Messenger RNA from Tetrahymena thermophila SB210, 5517 nucleotides. RefSeq names its product YLP motif protein, putative. The transcript has a single exon. Lineage: Eukaryota; Ciliophora; Oligohymenophorea; Hymenostomatida; Tetrahymenidae. The record is from RefSeq and is a predicted model, not a curated record. Gene Ontology annotation, molecular function: protein binding.
AUGGUUGGCGCAACACGUAUCGAUUCAAUUUGGAAGGCUAUUUUGUUUAACAAUAAAAUUUAAACUACAAGAUGGCUAAGCUAAAAAGAACUUUAUCUAGGCCAUUAAUACGAUGGACUUAUUUACAUGGCCAGUAUGAAUAACACAACUCCUUCUAACUAUUAAAAACCUCCAGGUUGCCCAUAUGAUGGAAUUUAUAAAUUAGAUAUCAGGUGUAGAUUUUAUUAUAGUGAAACUGCUAAUAAUAUUUCUACUGUCACUUUUCCUCCAUAAAUAUAAUAUGCAGAUGGUUCAUCGUAUUUAAGUAGUACUUUUUGCUAAAGGCAUAUAAAAUUCAUAGAAGAUAAUCCUAAUUUAGAAAGCAAAUUAUAUUCAAUAUUAUGCACUACAUUAGAUUUGUAAUAAAUUCCUCAGUAUUUUUAAAAUUUUGGGUAGAAUUCUAAAUUUUAGAUGCUGUUAGAUCCUAGUACCCAAACUAUUGUAUAUAAUUCUUAAUAAAGUUAAAAAUACGAUCAAAUUCUAACAAUUUAAUAAGUAGAAACAGAUUAUUUAAAUGAUUAAAAUUAAUCUAAAAUAUUUAUUGAUAACAUAAAUUAAUAUAAAUAGUAUAUUUUAAAUAACAGCAACUCAGUUGAUAUUUUUUAGUAGUAUGAUUAUAACUAGAACUCUUUUGAAUAUUAAAGAAACGGAACAGCAUGUUUCGUAAUAGUUAAUAUCAUAUCAAUGAUAGAUAAAGUUCCUAUAUUAGAAACUUUAAAAUCAGUAAACCCACAAAGCAAAUACUAAUUAAAAAAUAUUUUUUUAUUUUUAGAUGUUCUUUCUAAAGAAAAAAUGGAACAGUUCUCUUAAAAUCUGUACUCUACGUUGCAAUUUUACAAGAUUCUAUUUACAUAUUCUAGCUGGGGACUCAUUAUUUGUAUACUUAUAGUUCAGUUUUACUAUUCACUAUAACUUGGAAGAUAUUUGAUGCAACCUGUAAUACAUCUCACUAAUAUCUUAAAUUAAAUCUAAAUACAAAGUACCAAACUUUAAGAAGUUACUUAUUAAAAUGACUCUUUUUUGAAUAUCUCGUACGAUGAAGACAAUUAAAUUCAUAUUGAUGACCAUAUUUUCUCUGAUUUUGAAGGAGUAUGUUACUCUAGUGAUACUUAAGAAUUGCUUUACAGCUUUUAGAAUUUAUUUAAAAUAUUAUAAUUUACAACUCAAAACCUUUAUACUGAAAACCAAAGUAUUUCCUUGCUCAAUUUAAAUAUUUAAAUUCAAUAUUUCUAAUAAUUUGGUAACUAUCGUGCACUAGGAGUUUGUCAUAAUAAUAUGGGAAUACUUCAUUACAAUAGUGGUAGAUUUUAAGAAGCGAUCGAACAUUUUCAAAAAUCUAUUAUUUAUGCAAAGUAUGAACUCGAUAUGUAUUCUGAUAAUGAUGAAGGUAGUAGCUUAUCAAAUACAAUUAAAAGAUUUACAAUUAAUUUGAGAAGUAGUUUGUUUAGUACGAACUCUUAGAUUGAUUAGUCUAUGCCAGCUUUUAUGUAGUAGUAGUAAUAAUAAAGUAUAACAACUGAAAAAUAAUAAUUGAAAAAAAAUCAAUUAAAAUAUUUUAUAUAUAGGUAAUAAUAAAUAAAUGAAAAAGAUUAACUCUACUGGAACUUGUAUAGUAGAAAUUAAAAUUAUUUAAAGGCUCUUUCUUGCUAUUUAGAUGAAUAAAAUUUAUAUUUAUGGGAUAUCUUUGAGGAUAUUACAUUAGAAACAACAAGUAUUAGCUAAAUUUAUUUAUAGAAUUCUAAUAAAAGAGAAAUGAUAAACUACUAUGUCAUAUUGUUGGGUUAUUUUCGCUAAAAUAAAUUUGAAGAGGCAAGCAAUAUACUAAGAAAAUUAGCAAAGCUUUACUUAAAAGAUAUGAAAAAAAAACAAUUUUUUAAAGAAUAAGAAAAGUAUUAAACCAACUAAUCAAGCUUGUAUAAAAAAUAAAUAUCAUCGCCAGGUAAGAAUUAAAGUGAGAUAUUUGACAUUACCUCGUAAAUAUAAAAUAUAACACCUUUAGGCAAUAAUUCUGAAACAUUAAAAAGUUUUACUUUGCUCUCGCCAAUAACAAAAUCCUUUAAAAAAAGUAUUAGCAAAAAUUUACAAAACCUCAAUUUUAGCUAAAUUGACCAGCUUUUAAGCAACGAAAUGAUAAAAUAGUAAAAUAUAAAUUAAAAUUUGAAAAAUAAAUAAAGUACUACUGACAGAAACUUUGAUAUUAAGAAAUUUAGGACAAUUUAAAGAAAUGAAACUAUAAAUAACAAUAAUGUAAGCAAUUAUAAAUCAGAAAAUAGUAGAUAUCCUCCUUCUUUUCUAGAAAUGAGUGAGGAAAGAUCAGCAAGGAUACUUUAAGAAAAUGUUACAAAAGAAAAUGUAUAUUUAGGUUAAAGCAGUUAUAUUAAAAAUUUUAAUAACAACUCUCAUAUCUAUAACAUCUUCAAUUUUAAAACUUAAGGUGAAUAAUCUUAAAAGAGUGUUAAUAAUAACCAAGAUUCACCUAUUAAACUGUUGGAUAGAUACUCUGAUUUGAAAAAAAAUAAAAUUUAUAAUAUUUUUGGCACAAAAAAACCUAAUCAAUCAAAAACUACUCUAAAUAUUUAAAAAGAAAAAAGCCUAACUCAAAGUUAAUCAAAUUAAACAAAUGUAUCAAAUUAUAGAAUUGCUUAGUAAAGUAAUCAUAUAACCUAAAAUCACAAUGAUUUGUAUUUUUAGGUAAGGAAAGCAUAAAAUUAUAACAAAACUUCCCACUAUGAGUUCAACUCUGAUAUAUGUUUUCAGUACUAUGCAAUCUAGCUAGCUAAGUAUCAACUAAUUUAGUAAAAUCCAUAUUAAGCAGCUUUAAUUUUAACUAAUUUACUGGAGUAAUGCUAGUAUUAUCUCCCUCAUUUAAAAAGGUUGGCCUUGAAAUUAUUAAAUGAAUCAUUCAAGAUGAAAAAAAUCAAAAGUUAUGAGCUUACUGAUAUGAAUGAAAAAUAUUUAUCAUUCACUGACUUUACUUAUAAAGUAUGCUUAAUAUCAGUUUGCCAUAGCAAGUUUUAUAAAAAGAGAGUCUAUGCUUUGUCUCACGAUCUUGUUAACGAAGUCCUUUUUAAAGAAGAAGAUUAAUUUGGUUUAUUUUCUUAUUCUUUUGAUGAAUGUAUUUUUAUCUAGUAAAUGUCAUAUACUUCAAUAAAAAUUAUCAAGUCUAACCCAUUUUUUUUUGAAAAAACAAUUUUAAAAAUUUUUGAUAAAGAAUAAAAGUAAAGAAAUGAUAAAAAUUAAUUUAAUAAUAAAGAAAAAUUAGAAUUUAAAAAAUAAAGCACUAAUUUUUUUGACAGAUAAACUAUAUAUUCAACAGAAACUAAAUUAAAAUCGUAAAAAAAUUCAAGUUAGCCAAAAAAAACAUCUUUUAUAAUUCAUAAUGGUAUCAAUAAUAUAGAAAAUUCAAAUGCUAAUUUAAAUGGAAUUGAUUCAAACUAGUUAGAUCAUACUUUUGGAGGAAAAUUUGUUUCUUAAAAGUUUUCUUAAAUUAAAGGUCAUAGGAAUAAACUGAACCUUGAAGGAAGAGAAGGCAUCUUAAAAAAUUCUUUUACAUCUUAUAAUGUAUAAGAGGAAUAAAUAGAUAAUAAUUAUGUAUUAAAAUGUAGUGAUUCAUCGUGCUCUUCAAUAGAAUCUGUUUUGGCUUCAUAAACUAUUGUAAAUAACAAGAAAAAUAAACUCGAGAACAACAAAAGUGAUGUAGCAUAAUAACAGUAAUCAAAGAUAAAUUAACUUAAUAGUUAAUGUUAAACAAAAGAUAUAACUAAAUCUUUUGAAAAAAAUGAUCGACAAAAUUCUUAAAUAUAUGAUCCUUAAAAUAUACAAAAUUACUAAUUGAACUCUAAGAUGUUUCCUUUGAAUAAUAACUUAAGCAUGUAAAAUUAAUUUUAGAAAAAUGAAUUACUAAAUUAACAAAAUAAUUAAAAAAUUGAAAAUGAUUAAAAUUAGUAAUCCUGCUAAUUAUUUUCAAAUCGGAGAAAAAUUAGCAAUUAAUACGAUAAUUAAUCAGAUUUUAACUCAUUUUGUUAAAUUGUUAAUUUAAAUUAAAUAAAUGAUGCUUCUCUUUUCUGUUAAUUAAGUUCUAACAGGGAAAAAUGCAUUUUUUAAGAUUAAUUAUUAAUUUAUUAAAAUGAUUAACAGAAAGAAGAUAACUUAAAAAAAUAGUCUGCAACAUCGGACAUUAGAUAAAAUUUAUAAAAUUAAUAUUAAUACUAAGGGGACAAAUUAAUAAAUGAUUAACAUGAAAAAAACGAUAACAUGAUUAGAGUUAUUCAAUAAAUUGAAAACUCUAGUGAAAAUUAUUAAACACUUAAUAGCAGUAGACUGAAACAUCAAGAUCUAAAUUCUCAAAAAAAUAAAAUUGCUGAAUACUCAUUUAUUUAACAAAAUAAUUAAGAGCAUGACCAAACUUAAAUAUCAUCUAAAUAAGAGUUAAAAAUGCUAUCAAAUUAAAAUUUUUAGCCAUAAUCAUUUUCAUUUUUCUAAAAAGACAUCACAAGUGAUAAAUAAAAUUAAAUCGUAAAUGAAAAUUAUAUUUAUAAAACUAACAUAAAUUAAAUUACAGAAAAAGUAAUAAACGAUAGAAUUUACACAAAGUAAAUUGUUGAUUAAAUUGAUUCUAAUUUAUAAAAUGAUAAAAUAAAUAAAAUAGAGUUUGAUUAUAAUUAUGAAAAGGCUUUGAGUAAAUAAAAUCAAUAUCCAAAUUUAUAAGCAAAUAUCUUUUAAAUUAAUAAUAAUGAAAAUUAAUAAUCACAAUAACUAAUUUUGAAGGAAAUUUUAGAUUAAACAAAAUUGAUUGAUAAGAAAGAUACUUAGUUGAACUAAUAAAACGAUGAAAAGAGAAUAUUUGGUUUCAAUCAUUUAUUUGGUUGUGGUGAAAAUUUAAAUGUAUCUGAUAAUCUACUAUCUCCUACAUUUAAAGAGAAUAAAAAUAAUUAAUUUUUUACAUCUCACUCGAAUAAUAAUUAUGAAAUAGAUUUAAAUUAAGAUAACAAGGAUUAUAAAUAAAAAAAUAAAUAAUUCAUAAUUGCUAACAAAUUUUAAUAUUCGGGUGAAUAACUCUUUCACCUAAGCAUUAAAGCUGCUUUGAAUAAAUAUAUAUUGAAUUCAGAUGAAAAAUUAUCAACAUACCUCUCAUACAAAAAUCACAAGUAAAUUCAAAGAAAAUAAAAGGUUAAUAGCAUUUCUAAAAAUUAAUAGGGAUUUUUAAUUUAUUUUACAGAUCAAUAUUUUUAAUUGAUCAAUUAAGAUCAUUUAAAUGAACUGUGUAGCUUAUUAAUUAGCUUAGAUUUGUAGUUGCUCAUUCUAGCUGUAAAUGAAAAAAAUUUUAUAGAAGAGCAAGCAAACCUUCAGAAUAUUUACUAAGAUGGUAAAUCCUUGGUCCUAUUUUUUAACAGUGAAGAAAAAUUGCUUCAGUACAUUUACAAUAAUAGGGAACAUAUUAAAAGUUCUUUAAUACCAAUGGCUGUUGAAUUUUUCUGA